AUGCACAGCUUCUUCGUCAAGCUUCCUGUCGAGCUCCUUGCGAGAGUAAUGAACCACCUGAAAGCUGAGGAGCUCCUCGCCUGUAGCUGUGUGUGCAAGGUGUGGAAGACCAGCGCUCUUGACCAUGGCUGCUGGCUCAACUUGUGCCACAAACUAUGGGAGGGGAGAUCCUAUGUGCCGUCUCGAUUCCUUGAGAUGGCUGAGACGCACGAGGGCGUGAUCAGAGCGUACUUUGCCUCCAUCAAGGAUGCGAAACGAUGCUCCAUCACCACUGAGGAACUGUGCUCUUUUGAGUGGAGCUUUCGGUUCAAAAGAUCUGCUGGUCGCUUCUGGACGAGGUCUGACCCCUACUGGAACGGCUCGCCGGCCCGCACAGUGAAGUUUCAUCCAGAAGGCCUGGUGAAGUGGGAGUCGGAUUGGACCAGGAUGCGAUGGAAGUUCGUGGAGAUCCCUGACCAGACCGACGACAACGACGAGGAGGACAAGAUUGCUCUGACUGAGGGCAAGGCGAUCCGCAUCGAGCACCUGGACAUGGGGAGGUUCCCUACAGAGCUUGUGCAGCGGCAUCGCUCCUGGGGCUUCAUCCUCAACUCGCCGUGGGUUGUCUACGCCUCGUUCCCGAUGGUGCGAUCGAACCGAGACAGGCAGCUGUCGGACAAGGUUCUCGAGAAGCGCGUGAGACCGUGGCAGUGGAUUGAAGCAGAUGAGUACAACAUGCUGCAGAUAGAGUCUGGAAGCGACAGCGACUGA
Guillardia theta CCMP2712 is the source of this 750-nucleotide messenger RNA. RefSeq lists its product as hypothetical. NCBI's taxonomy places the organism in Eukaryota, Cryptophyceae, Pyrenomonadales, Geminigeraceae. Bases 1 to 750 code for a protein of 249 amino acids. Gene Ontology annotation, molecular function: protein binding. The record is from RefSeq and is a predicted model, not a curated record. The transcript has a single exon.